AUGACGGUACGAAACACGGCGAACCUAAUCGCCAAUAUCAAUAAUGGUAUCAUGGUAGGCCAGAACUUCGGAAAUAUCAACCAUGAGUCCGGAUGUCAUACCGAUGAGCAGCGAUUCGCCAAGUGUACCAAAGCGCUCUGGGUAACAGACCCUGAUGUCGACCGCGAUUAUGUCGUGAACACCAAGGGUAGCCCCGUUACGGGCACGUGCGACUGGCUUUGGCGAGACGAAACCUUCUCGGAGUGGCUGAACGGGUCAUCAUCCAAGACCCUAUGGAUUGCGGGUGGACCUGGAAAAGGCAAAACAAUGAUUUCGGUUCAUAUCACGGCCUUGCUCGAGAAACGAUGCAAUGUUCGCAAUCAAGUCUUCGCUUACUUCUUCUGCGACCAUCGGGAUACAAAUCGCAAUUCGGCCUGUGCAAUCCUCCGCACUCUAAUACAUCAAAUCAUCGACCAAAAACGAGGUCUGCACAGCAAGGUCUACCCCUACGUUCGGGAGGAUCGAAGAGCUGAGGCUACGAUGCAGUCGCGCGAUGCCCUUUGGCGAAUCGUUACCGAGCUACUGCACGAGCAGGAGCUUGAAGGUCUGGUGUAUCUGAUCGACGGUCUUGAUGAGUGCGACGAUGGAACAGCUCGUUGGUUGGCACAGAAGCUGUCCAAUCUCCAUACCGAUAGCCCCAACAAGUGUAUGAGAAACGUGAGGAUCCUCGUUGCAAGCCGGAAUAUUACAAGCAUGAACUUUUCGUCCAAAAUCGACCUAGACACUAUACAAGACCCGGGCUACAACGAGAGUAUCGCCAGAUUCAUCGAUGCGCGAGUAGCUGAAAUGGCAACUCAGGUGCCCGGUUGCACACGAGCGCUACAAGAUCAAGUCAAACGAAUCCUACAAUCACGCUCUGGCAACUCGUUCCUUUGGAUUGGUUGCGUAAUGGACGAAUUGACCAUCAAAGAGACGCCUACAGAGAUCGAGAGUUCAAUAGCCGAGUUCCCUACCGGACUUCGCCCUCUCUAUAACCGACUCCUUCAUCAGGAACAUCUAUUUGAGUCGAGCGCGGAAGACGACGCCGAGAUUCGGCUAUUUUUCGGUCAAGCAGAUGAAGUACACCACCAAAUCGCGCACACAUGCUUGGACUAUCUCUACAAUAAUCUCUCGGAUAAAGAAUACUGGUUCUGCGAUGAUGAAGAUACAAAUACGCGUCUUCCUCUAUUAUCAUACGCCACAAUCUACUGGCCAACCCAUGCCAGACUCAUCAAAGCAGAGUCAGAAGGCCUGGCUAUGGAUCUGCUAGACAGCAGAGCCGAUACUUUCUUCAAACAAGGUGGCAUGGCAUUCACCAGCUGGUGGUGGUCAUCCCAAAUGGUAAGAAGUCCUUCAAUGAAACGGGAACUGCCUGCCCAGUUCGGUGAUCCCGAAAAGGGUCCUUCCCUCAAGGAGCGGGAGACCAUCCACCCAACGCAUCUUUCGGCAGCUCUAGGCGUGCUGCCGUGGAUGGUCUACUUCUCUACCUUUCCCGAUGUACCGCGUUCAAUUGUCGUAAACCUCUUCGUGAAUCCAGCAGGGCAAUCUCUACUGAAUUAUGCUGCCCACGGAGGUCACGAAAACGUGGUCAUUUGGUUGUGUGAUCGGGGCGCAACCGUAGACGAUAGAUCAGUUUUUGCCGCUGCCAUUGAGGGUCAUGCCGGCGUCCUGAAGGCUCUUCUUGAUCGUGGAGGUCGCCCAAAAGUCAGAGCAUACAAUCCUUCGACUAAGAAAUACGAGAAUGAAACGGCACUCUGGGAUGCGUGCGGUCAAGGUCUAGAAGACGUCGCGCAUGUACUACUAGAUGCCGGCGCUGAUCCAGAUGAGCUCAAUCCCGCGCCACCAAAUUUGAUCGAGAUGUUGCUUAAGAGAGAAGUUGACAUGACCAUGUCUCUUCAUAUUGCGGCUAAACACGGUUCCCUUCGGGCUGCGAAGUUGCUUAUCGCAAAUGGAGUAGAAAUCAACGGCACCGACGAACAAGGAAAGACACCGCUCAUCGUCGCAGCUGAGAGCGGGUUUGCAGAGGUUUUAGAGCUGCUACUGAAGAACGGGGCAUCCGCCGAGAUUGCGGAUCGGGAUGGCAAUGAUGCUCGUAUGAGUGCUGAGGCCAAAGGGCAUGCACAUGUAGUUCGCGUCAUUGAUGAAUGCGCUGUCAAGAUGGAGAAGUAA
This is a messenger RNA of Alternaria ventricosa, 2187 nucleotides long. RefSeq lists its product as uncharacterized. NCBI's taxonomy places the organism in Eukaryota, Fungi, Ascomycota, Dothideomycetes, Pleosporales, Pleosporaceae. The coding region runs from base 1 to 2187 and encodes 728 amino acids. Gene Ontology annotation, molecular function: protein binding. The transcript has 3 exons. The record is from RefSeq and is a predicted model, not a curated record.